Meira miltonrushii is the source of this 581-nucleotide messenger RNA. RefSeq names its product RNA polymerase. Gene Ontology annotation, cellular component: RNA polymerase II, core complex; RNA polymerase I complex; RNA polymerase III complex. Lineage: Eukaryota; Fungi; Basidiomycota; Exobasidiomycetes; Exobasidiales; Brachybasidiaceae. The record is from RefSeq and is a predicted model, not a curated record. The transcript has 2 exons. The coding region runs from base 57 to 485 and encodes 142 amino acids. Gene Ontology annotation, biological process: DNA-templated transcription. Gene Ontology annotation, molecular function: DNA-directed RNA polymerase activity.
CUGCGAUCAUCUCCUUGAACAAGCAUCCUCACAUUCAUUCAAGAUAAUCCAGCAACAUGUCCGAUUCCAUCCUUUUCGAUUCACAAUUCACAGUCAAGGCAAUCGAUCCAGAUGGAAAAAAGUUUGACAGAGUAUCCCGAAUCGUAGCCCAUUCCUCCUCGCUGAGUAUGGACAUGUCUAUCGAUAUCGCUACAGACAUCUACCCCGUAUCCGCCAAUCAAAAUCUAACAGUUGUGAUCGCAUCUACAUUGGGAAGAGGAGAUUCAACAGAAGAUUCAGAAGCAUGGCGAAUUGACAAAGCGAGCGGAUUGGCAGAUGAAUAUGACUAUGUUAUGUACGGAAAAGUAUACAGAUAUGAUGAUUCAGCAUCAGACAUCGUUACCGUUUACGCAAGCUUUGGAGGACUUUUGUUAGCCUUAACAGGAUCUUAUCGUCAUUUGAGCAAUUUGGCCGUUGGUAGCAACGUUUAUCUGCUCAUUCGUUAAAAGGAAGCAAAAAUGCACUAGUUUCGAGUUUCGAGUCUCAAAAUGUAAUAUUACAAGCAAGCCAUAAAGAUGUGUUGAAUCCAUAUUGUACAAAUG